GAAGUGCGCCAGUCGGAGCGGAAGUGUAUACUGACUGGGGUCGACCGCGGUUCCGGCAUGGUGGGCGGCGGUAGCGGAGUGGGCGGUGGCCUCCUAGAGAACGCUAACCCCCUCAUCUACGAGCGCUCUGGAGAGCGGCCGGUGACGGCGGGCGAGGAAGACGAGCAGGUUCCGGACAGCAUCGACGCACGCGAGAUCUUUGAUCUUAUUCGCUCCAUCAAUGACCCGGAGCAUCCACUGACACUAGAGGAAUUGAACGUAGUAGAGCAAGUUCGGGUUCAGGUUAGUGACCCCGAGAGCACAGUGGCAGUGGCCUUCACACCCACCAUUCCGCACUGCAGCAUGGCCACCCUUAUUGGCUUGUCCAUCAAAGUCAAGCUUCUGCGCUCCCUUCCCCAGCGUUUCAAGAUGGAUGUGCACAUCACACCAGGGACCCAUGCCUCGGAGCAUGCAGUGAACAAACAGCUUGCAGAUAAGGAGCGAGUUGCAGCUGCCCUAGAAAACACUCACCUGCUGGAGGUCGUGAAUCAGUGCCUGUCAGCACGCUCCUGAACCUGACUUUUGGCCCUCAGCCUGCACACCAGUGUCCUGGCCUCAGCUUCACCCAGGGCUUAUGGCUUGUUUUCUUGAAUCACUGAUGAUGAGAAAUUAACAUUUUGCAUUUUGUAAUAAACCCUUAAUUUAUAUUCAUUUCCCA
This is a messenger RNA of Sciurus carolinensis (gray squirrel), 697 nucleotides long. RefSeq names its product cytosolic iron-sulfur assembly component 2B (gene Ciao2b). Lineage: Eukaryota; Metazoa; Chordata; Mammalia; Rodentia; Sciuridae. Gene Ontology annotation, biological process: iron-sulfur cluster assembly. The coding region runs from base 58 to 552 and encodes 164 amino acids. The transcript has 5 exons. Gene Ontology annotation, cellular component: cytosolic [4Fe-4S] assembly targeting complex. The record is from RefSeq and is a predicted model, not a curated record.